This is a messenger RNA of Racocetra persica, 714 nucleotides long. Lineage: Eukaryota; Fungi; Glomeromycota; Glomeromycetes; Diversisporales; Gigasporaceae. The record is from the annotation of a GenBank genome assembly.
AUAAAGUCCGAUGAAAAAUUCAGUCCUAAACUUACUAAAAUGGAAUCGUCGUGUUCUCAUGUCUUCGGCUAUUGUAAAAUACCCACAAUUUCUACUCAUGUAUACAAAGAAGAAUGCACGCAGUGUUUUGAUUCACAGGAUCUCGCACCUGGAAUCGACGUGUGCCUAACUUGUUUUAAUGCAGGAUGCAACAAUUCUGAAAGACGUCAUGCCCAAAUCCAUUAUGAAAAGACAAAUCAUCCAUUAGUAUUAAACAUCUAUCGAUUAAUCAAAGACAAACCUAAGAGGGCUGAUGAGAACGAGGAACCACCUCAAAAGAUCAGUAAACUCGCAAUUAUUCCCGAAUCUGAAAAGGACAAAUACGAAUUUAUCACACAUGUAAAGUGCUAUGCUUGUGGAGGUAUUGAGAUCGAUAGGACUUCUGGUGAUCUGCCCGCUGUAGUCGAUGCUGUAAUGACGUCUAUGUCGGCUGCAAGGCAAUCAGAAAUAAAAGCAUGGGAAGAAGAAAUUGUUGUAUGUGAUCAUACACGUGAUUUAGUGCAAGAACAGCCGAGGGCUUUGGAAUCGCAAGCUCUAGCACAUUGUAAUGACUGUGAUUUAAAAGAAAAUCUUUGGCUGUGCUUAGUUUGUGGCAACCUCGGAUGCGGACGGCAGCAAUAUGGUGGGUUAGGUGGAAACGGGCACGGCUUAGCUCAUUAUGAUAAAACAAAGCAU